CAACUGCGCUAAGAGCCGCCGUUUCUGCUGCGAGAAGUGAAUUAUUUCGCGAUGAGCAAAAAGCAAAAGAAGGCUAUGGAAGCCAGCCAGCCCGAAAGAAGAACAUUGUCGGAGGAAACAAUUGA
Molecule: messenger RNA, 125 nt
Organism: Dentiscutata erythropus
Lineage: Eukaryota; Fungi; Glomeromycota; Glomeromycetes; Diversisporales; Gigasporaceae
Source: the annotation of a GenBank genome assembly